GCCGCCCUGACCAAAGACUGCUAUUUCGGGAAGGAAGAGACCUCAGUAUACACAGGAUGAUUGGAAGAGUACUGAACCAGAGGUCUUCGGCUGCUCUGUUGCGCUCUCUUCAGGCGUGUGGGAAAGGGAGAGUGUCUACGUUCAGACCCCGUCCAUGGACGGUGUCACCAAGGGCGUUCUCUACGACGCCAUUGACGACGUUUAAACACUCGAGCAGUGUGUUUGAGGAUAAGAAGGACAAGAGAGAUGACGAUAAGGCGGAUGAGAACAAGGCGGGGCAAGAGAAGAAGGGCAAAAAGGGUGACAAGAAGGAUGAUAAGGACCCGUUUAAGGACAUGUCACUGUCAGACUACUUCAAGUCGAAGGAGUUCCUGCGCUCGGUGUACAUGACGCUUGGUUUCACGCUGUUCUUCUACUUCCUGUCGCCAAACGAGGCCAACAACCAGAAUGUGCUGACAUUCCAAGAGUUCAAGUCGAAAUACCUCGAGAGAGGGUUGGUUUCGAAGAUGUAUGUUAUCAACAAGUAUGUCGUUGAGGCGGAGUUGAGGCCUGAAGCUGCCUCCCAGAUCCCUAACGGCGGACUGUUUGGAGGAAAGCCAAUCGUUGCCUUCACUAUCGGCUCUGUUGAUGUCUUUGAAGAGCAGAUUGACGAGAUUCAAGACCGUUUGAAGAUCCCUUCAAGUGAAAGAAUCCCAGUUAUGUUUGUCGAAAGACGCUCAAUUUUCAGUUUGUUGGCUCCAUUCUUGCCUACGAUGCUCUUGCUAGGUGGAUUGUUCUAUAUGACUAAGAAGAUGCAAGGUGGUGCCGGUGGAGGUGGCGGAAUGUCCAACAUCUUCAACGUGGGUAAGAGUAAAGCCAAACUGUUCAACCAAGAGACAGAUAUUAAAGUCAAGUUCAAAGACGUUGCCGGUUGUGAUGAGGCCAAGGAGGAGAUUAUGGAAUUUGUUGAAUUCUUGAAACGUCCUGAAAAGUAUGAAAGAUUGGGUGCAAAGAUUCCAAGAGGUGCCAUUUUAUCUGGACCACCAGGUACCGGUAAGACCUUGUUGGCGAAGGCCACGGCUGGUGAAGCCGGUGUCCCUUUCCUCUCGGUUUCUGGUUCUGAGUUUGUUGAGAUGUUUGUCGGUGUCGGUGCCUCUCGUGUUCGUGACUUAUUCAAAACUGCUAGAAAAAUGGCUCCAGCAAUCAUCUUUGUCGAUGAAAUCGAUGCCAUUGGUAAAGAAAGAGGUAAAAGUAACAUGAGUGGUGGUAACGAUGAAAGAGAGGCCACUUUGAACCAACUGCUCGUUGAAAUGGAUGGUUUUGAGUCUUCCGAUCACAUUGUCGUCUUAGCUGGUACAAAUAGACCAGAUGUCUUGGAUCCUGCUUUGAUGAGACCUGGUAGAUUUGAUAGACACAUCUCUAUAGAUAGACCAGACAUUGAAGGAAGAAAGGCAAUCUAUAAAGUCCAUUUGCACAAGUUGAAAUUGAAGAUUAACGAAAACGGUAUCGCUAAAGAGGCAAAUGAAGAAUUGGCUGGUAGAUUGGCUGCUCUCACUCCAGGAUUUUCAGGUGCUGAUAUUGCCAAUGCUUGUAACGAAGCUGCCCUUACUGCUGCAAGACUAGGCGAUGAAUUUGUUGAGUUGAAACAUUUCGAACAGGCUAUUGAACGUGUCAUUGCUGGUUUGGAGAAGAAGUCAAAAGUAUUGUCUCCUGAUGAGAAGAGAAUUGUUGCUUAUCAUGAAGCUGGUCAUGCUAUCUGUGGUUGGUAUUUGAGAUGGGCAGACCCACUAUUAAAGGUUUCUAUCAUUCCAAGAGGUCAAGGUGCGCUUGGUUAUGCCCAAUACUUGCCUCCAGAUCAAUACUUGCUCAGCGUUGAUCAGUUUAUGGAUAGAAUGACAAUGGCACUGGGUGGUCGUGUUUCUGAAGAGAUUCAUUUCAAGUCAGUCACAUCCGGUGCACAUGAUGACUUCAAGAAAGUUACAAACAUUGCCGAGUCCAUGGUUACCACCUUGGGUAUGUCUAAGAAGAUUGGCUAUAUCUCCUACGAUACGGAUGGUCAAGGUGGGUUCCAGAUUCAAAAGCCAUAUAGUGAAAAAACCUCAAGAACAAUUGAUCUGGAGAAGAGACGUAUAAUCGAUGAGUGCUACGACAGAUGUAAGCAACUUCUCAUUGAAAAGAGCGAUGAUGUCGAGAAAGUUGCACAACUCUUACUGAAGAAAGAGGUGCUUACUAGAGACGAUAUGAUUUCACUUUUGGGUCCAAGACAAUGGUCUGAGAACGCUGAAUUUGAAAAGUACUUGAAUAACGGCUUAAAGAGUGAUGGAUCCGGUGCUGAAGACGUUGCACCUGCUUGAGAUCUCAGAACAGUUGGCUGUUGUAUCUUUUUUUCUGUACAUAGAGAGAAUAAUUAGAAAACUUAUGCAU
Molecule: messenger RNA, 2403 nt
Organism: Williopsis jadinii
Lineage: Eukaryota; Fungi; Ascomycota; Saccharomycetes; Phaffomycetales; Wickerhamomycetaceae
Gene: AFG3
Product: AAA family ATPase AFG3
Exons: 1
Coding region: 57-2333 (758 amino acids)
Biological process (GO): mitochondrial protein processing; protein-containing complex assembly
Cellular component (GO): m-AAA complex; membrane
Molecular function (GO): zinc ion binding; metalloendopeptidase activity; ATP hydrolysis activity
Source: RefSeq, a predicted model, not a curated record